This is a messenger RNA of Pediculus humanus corporis (human body louse), 627 nucleotides long. RefSeq names its product COMM domain-containing protein, putative. The transcript is spliced from 2 exons. The record is from RefSeq and is a predicted model, not a curated record. Lineage: Eukaryota; Metazoa; Arthropoda; Insecta; Psocodea; Pediculidae. Bases 1 to 627 code for a protein of 208 amino acids. Gene Ontology annotation, cellular component: nucleus.
AUGACUUCAGUAUUAGAAAAUCUUAUUUAUCAAAACCAGCAAAUACCUCAAGGUGUAAUUUUAUUAUCAAAAAUAAUACCUGACAUUCCGGUUACAGCUUUAAAUCCACUUCUUAAACUUGUUUUUGAUGUUAUCCAAAAAAAAUCGAUUCCUAACAAAGCUUUGGACAACUUAUUAAGAAAAUUAGAUUUGACUGAAAAUGGUGAUAAUUUAUUUUGUGGACUUCUCAUGUUAAUUCAAGCGAUCCUUCGAUUGCCAUCUGAUGCAGUUAAAGAAAAUGAUCUUAAGCAAAGCUUAAAAGAACUUAAAUUUUCUGAUGAAUGUUGUACAAGAUUUAUAUCAGUUUUUCUGGAAAGUAAACCUGAUCUGUAUAGUAGCAAAUCUAAAUUCGGUACUCCAUACUAUCAUAAAUUGAAAAAUUUUAAUUGGAGGAUUGAUAUUACGCUGUCUUCAAAUUUUUUAGCAAAAUCAUUAGAUACUGUUAUAAUUUUUCAAGUUAAUUUAGAUAAUGGAGAAAAUGAAACUUUUGAAGUCAGUAUAGCCAAAUUUCAGCAAUUAAGAUUUUAUGUAGCUUCAAUGUUGAAAGAAAUUCAAUAUAUUGAAAAAAAAAAUGUUUUUAAAACGUAA